GAUGUCACGACCGGGCUGUCCUGCUCUAUGAGUAUGUGGGCAAGCGUAUUGUAGACCUGCAGCAUACAGAGGUUCCAGAUGCUUACCGUGGCCGUGGCAUUGCCAAGCACCUGGCCAAGGCCGCCCUGGACUUCGUGGUGGAGGAAGACCUGAAGGCCCACCUCACCUGCUGGUACAUCCAAAAGUACGUCAAGGAGAACCCCCUGCCACAGUACCUGGAGCGCCUUCAGCCAUGACCCAGGCCACUGUGUGCAGGAGUGCACCCUGUAGGCCUUCCACGUGGGCCUCGGCCAGCUCAUGUGCUCUCAGGAACCUGUUCCCAUGGGGACAGGCUCAGAGUUAUUUUUGCAAGGACACUUGUCUGCAGCCCUCAUGCAGGAAUCUGGGGACCAGCUGCUGGCUGAGGAUGUGUGGAUAUCCAGAGUGGAAUGAAGAGCAGAACAAGUGGCCAAGCCCUUCUUCCCACAGAGGCCCUAUGGCUUUGCUGAGGUCCUCCUUCCACCAGCUGCACAUCCCAUCUAGCCCAGCUACUGGGUCCCUGCUCAGACCAGCAAGAGGGUGAGGGAGAAUCCCUGCCACCGCCUCCUGGAGCUGUGUCCUUCCUGCAGACGAGGAGGGUGUUCCCGGAGCCAAGAAGAACAACAGGAACCCUCUGUGCCAGCUUCCCAAGGUGGGGGUGCCAAGCCUUAGCCACUGCCAGUGCUAACCCUUUCUCUUUCUCAGACUUCUGUGCCCUGGCACAGGCAGUGGAAUGGCAACAGAGGACAACCAUUCCUGGUGUAUGAGAGAGCAGUGGGUACAGCUCUAGCCCAGGCCUAUCUGUGGGCAUACACACCAACAACACAUGAGCACAGACAUAGGGCAGAUGACAGUGAAUGUCUUCCUUUUCUUGGUUACCCACACAUUUUGGCUUCUCAUGUGGGUUCUACAAGGAAACAAGGUCCCUGUCUGAAGGUCUGCCUUCCCAUGGAUCCAUCUGCUGGGGUCGGUUCAGAGGAUAGUGUUGGUCUUCUGAGCAGUGCAGUAUCCUUGGCCCUCUCUGGCCUUCCAGCUGUACUGCCAGGCCUUUCUUGGGUGUCACCUUGGAGAUGGGUGGGAAGGUGGCACAAAACAUCCAUUUUAUAUCCUCUCUUGUGCUUCUGGUCAUCUCCCCACUGCUGCUUAGGCCACUCCAGACAUCUGUGCACAGACACCUUCCCACUCUGCAGGAGUAUUGAAAUCUACCGGGAGGCCAUGCACCCUGGCUGGGAAUCCUUAUACUCAGAACCCUUGAGCCUCACUCACCACUGCAGGCAUGGGCAUGGAUCCCACCCUCAGCAUCUCCCUACCUCCUGCACUCCUGGCUGUUACCCUGUCCUUGAUGUUCCGUUUCCAGACUCCUAGAAUUCCAGGAUAACCCAGCAUACCUCCCCUGCCCUUCUCUGUCUGCCAGGGACUCCUUUUCAGGGUCCAGAGAAACCCUGGGCCUCUAGGACGACAUUGCUGACAGUAUUCUGCCAGCUAUGAUGGCAAUGUGUCUGCAACACAGUACUUGAAUGAGGGUCCUGAAUCAUGUCGACCCAAGUAGAGUAGCUGGGCUUCCUCGGUGGGCUUGUUUCGAGUCCCUGCAUGGUGGCCUGAGCAUUCUCACUGACUUGGAAGCCUUAAAGUCCCACUGCCCAGGCUCCAGAGGUUUGCCAGCCCUGCUGUGCAGCAAGAACCAUAUCUCUGCCUCUUUCUCUUGGCCAAUACUGCCCAACUGGGCCACUCUGGUGCUACCCCAUCUGCCUCCCCACCCCACCCCCAAACCUCCAUGUCCUGGCUCACUUCAGGAGCCUAUGGCUAGGCACUGGUCACUCUAGGCUUCAUGUUCCUUCAGUAGGUCUGUGCUGUGGUCAGAUCUCACUCUGGGGUUUCCCUUCCUUGCCCAGUCUACACAGGCAGUAACUCAUGUGCCUUUCCUUCUCUGAACCUGCCACCAGUAGUGUCUGGGCCAAGGCUCGUCUUGGGACCUGUAUCCUCCCCCUCACUUUUCUGACUUUUGACACAUUGCAUGAUCCUGUUGGUAACUGAUAAAAGACUAAGGCACAGCGAGGUCAGGGAGCCCCAGAGUGAAGGAAUAAAGGGAGAUAGGUUAUCUAGGAGGCAGUCCUCCCUGGUGUCCAGCCUAUUUCUUGGUCCUAAGCACUACCUGCAUAGUGAGACAGCCCCACUUCAGGGGAGUCUAAGCUCUGAAGGCUGCCAUGGCCUGACUGAGGUCUCCCAGCACAAUAGUGGUAAUUAGCAUCAGGAUCCCAGCCCAGGUCUGGACAACUUUGCUGUCUGUGCCUCCUCCUCGUUGCCUGGGCAACAACUUUACAGGGAUUCCUAGUAGUAGUCAUGGUACCACACUAGCCUCUGAUACAAGAGCUGCUCUUUGCCCUGAAGUUGGUCAUUCGGGGAUUCCUGGCCCAACAUUGGAAAAACACAGCAGUGCAAGUUUUCCAAAACAAGAACACAGGGAAUCUGCUCGUGCCAGCUCCUCUUAAAUGGGACCUAACCCAUCAGGACUUGUGUAAGAGGCACAGCAGUUGCAACCCUUUUGGUGUUAUCCCCAUUUUAGUUCUCCUGGAAGCCCCAAGCGAUAUCAGCUAUUGGGCCUGUUCUGCAGAUGAAGGGACAGGGUCAGAUUAAGGGAGUCCAGCCUGCAACCCACACAGCUAGACAGCCCAGGAUCCAAAACUAGUCUAGUCCCUGUCUUCUAGAUGGUUCCCAGCUCAUAUACUGUGGUCAGAUGUCUACUUUGGGAGACAAAUGACAUCAGUAAUACAUAGAUAAAAUUUUUAGUGAUUCCCUUAUUCCUUUGAAGGACCGAGAUAGGGCUCUGUCUUGAAUUAUAAAGUACAUGGCCAACAUCAAGAAGUCUGGCUUGAGAACAGGAACACUCCCCUAGAGCACCAGGCCACUCACCUCUUGUUCCUCAGAUCAGGACUUGGGCUGGUUCGAGACCUUCCACAAGUCCUUUUACUCAGGGUCCUACUUCCACUCAAUGCCCUACGUUUCAUACACAAAAAUCUUUCGUGGCUGUGGGUUGAGCUUUUAACUGCAACCUCCAGGAUCACACUUGGGGGUUUCAGCUGUGUCCUAUGGCUUCAAGAUAUUAAAGAUGCUUUUCUGGUUGUCAAAGUU
Cricetulus griseus (Chinese hamster) is the source of this 3147-nucleotide messenger RNA. The record is from RefSeq and is a predicted model, not a curated record. NCBI's taxonomy places the organism in Eukaryota, Metazoa, Chordata, Mammalia, Rodentia, Cricetidae.